GUGUCUAGUGCUGUUUCGUCGCCCUCCACCCUGUCCUGUGCCAUUGGCCAAUCAGCUCCCCCUCCUCAUCCUGCCAUCCAAGAACCCACACACGCAGGAAACAAAAUCCUACGCGCCGCAACCAUCCAAGAACCCGUACCUCGAGACCAUCACUGUAUACAGGAGGAGCUGCGCGGUGGCGGUGCCAUCCGAUCCGAUCCGGCCGGCCGACCCGUGCCGGAACCAAUCGACCCGAGGAGCUCGCGAUCGCGAUCAUGAACGGAGGGAUGGACAUGGGGGGAGGAGGCGGGGGCGGGCGGCAGGAGCUGUCGGCGGACAACGUGCGGGGGAUAGUGCUCGCGCUCCUCUCCAGCGGCUUCAUCGGCUCCAGCUUCAUCAUCAAGAAGAAGGGACUCCGCCGCGCCGCCCUCGCCUCCGGCAUCAGCGCAGGGGUGGGUGGGCACUCCUACCUCAAGGAGCCCCUAUGGUGGGUCGGCAUGAUCACCAUGAUCGUGGGAGAGAUCGCCAAUUUCGUGGCCUACGCCUUCGCCCCCGCGGUGCUGGUUACUCCUCUUGGUGCAUUGAGCAUAAUCGUCAGCGCAGUGCUGGCCCAUUUCAUCCUGAACGAGAGACUGCACGCGCUAGGGGUCCUCGGCUGCGUGAUGUGCAUCGCGGGGUCGAUGGUCAUCGUCAUCCACGCGCCGGUGGAGCAGGAGAUCACGUCGGUCAAGGAGAUAUGGCACAUGGCGACACAACCAUCUUUCUUGCUAUAUGUUGCCUCGGUCAUAGUCCUGGUCUCUGUGCUGGUGUUCCAUUUAUCCCCUCUCUGGGGGCAGUCCAACGUGUUGAUCUACACCGCCAUUUGCUCUUUGAUGGGUUCUCUUUCGGUUAUGAGUGUUAAAGCUCUUGGUACAUCCUUAAAGUUGACUUUUGAGGGGACAAAUCAGUUAGCAUAUCCUGAGACGUGGUUCUUUAUGCUUGUGGUGGCUAUUUGUGUGCUGACACAGAUGAAUUACCUGAACAAGGCACUUGAUACGUUUAACACGGCCAUUGUAUCACCGAUUUAUUACGUGAUGUUUACGUCACUGACAAUACUUGCAAGCAUCAUAAUGUUUAAGGAUUGGUCUGGUCAGAGCCUUGGAAGCAUUACUUCUGAAAUAUGUGGCUUGAUUGUCGUGUUGUCCGGUACCAUUUUGUUGCAUGUCACAAAGGAUUACGAAAGAAUCCCACAAUCGAGAAGCCUUUAUGCACCGCUGUCUCCCACGUCGGCAACAAGAUUGAACGGAGAACUACUGAGGCACGUCGAGGAUGAUGCGAGGAGAACCGACGACGAAGAGAAAGUCUUGAGACGGCAGGAGAUGUACUAGCCAUGUUGGACGAUGGCAGCGAUGGAUGACGGAGCAGCUGUGAUCAACACAUUGCCGGCUACUCCAUUGUGUUGUGUUGGCCUGUACAUAAUUUGGUAUUGCAGAAGCUGGAAGAUACGGUAUCCGGGAGACGGCGGAGUUUCACCAGAUAGGACAUGUGCACAGAUUGUUGCCAAGUUUUUUUUUCUCCUCAUCCGUAAUUUUUCUUUUUUCCCUUUUCAUUUUUGUUCACAACAUUUCUUCUUCUUCUUCUUCUUCUUCUCUUUGUACAGUUUGAGUUUGUUGACUUGUUCAGAGCGAUCAGGCGGAGCUUUCAUGCAUCUGAACUAUGAAUCUUGUACAUUCUGUUAGCGCCGUUCUCGUAGAAUUCCUUUUUCUUUUCUUUUUUGUUUCAGCACCUAUGUUUGAGGAUAACCAAUAAUUUAUCCCAGAAAAGGACUUAUGAUCAGUUUGGAACAUGGAUCCUUAUUUCAA
This is a messenger RNA of Hordeum vulgare subsp. vulgare (domesticated barley), 1820 nucleotides long. Its product is annotated as probable magnesium transporter NIPA6. Gene Ontology annotation, molecular function: magnesium ion transmembrane transporter activity. The record is from RefSeq and is a predicted model, not a curated record. NCBI's taxonomy places the organism in Eukaryota, Viridiplantae, Streptophyta, Magnoliopsida, Poales, Poaceae. Gene Ontology annotation, biological process: magnesium ion transport. The transcript is spliced from 9 exons. Gene Ontology annotation, cellular component: membrane. The coding region runs from base 255 to 1346 and encodes 363 amino acids.